Messenger RNA from Aaosphaeria arxii CBS 175.79, 1613 nucleotides. RefSeq lists its product as uncharacterized. The transcript is spliced from 2 exons. Lineage: Eukaryota; Fungi; Ascomycota; Dothideomycetes; Pleosporales. The record is from RefSeq and is a predicted model, not a curated record. Bases 1 to 1434 code for a protein of 477 amino acids.
AUGGCGCACCAAGGAGACGGAACAAGAGGUUACGGAGACAAGUAUGAUCUCCUGAAGGAGCUCGAGGCAUUGCAGAAAGAGCGAGACAAGCUGCAGAUGCAACUCGCCGACCGGGAGAAGGAAUACUUCGACAUGGACGACAUACUCGACGAAAGACAAAGGGAGCUCGAAUUCCAAGAGAAGAAGACAGCGCGCGUGGAAAGACAAUUACAAGCGUGCCAGGCGGAACUACAACAACAUCAAGGAGACGCAUCGCGCAUACAGACCGAGCUUGCAGAGGCGAAGAAGAAGGCCACAGAGAAGCAGCGAGCGGAGCAGAAAGCGCUCAAACAGCUCGAUGAUGCUCGUAACCACAUCUUUCGCCUCCAGCCGAGGAGGACAGACAUCACCGAAAGCGAGGCACAAGAACUAUUUUCGGAUCUGUUCAAUAGCAUACACAGAUGGGUCACCAAUCGCUUAGAGACCGUCCUGGACGAGCUUGACGAGAAUCGUCUGCGGAGUAGACCAUACGCCCGAGAACCCGCGAAACGAUUUGUCGAUCUUGUCAGUCGGCGAGGCAUGCAGCAUAUGAAUGCCUCGAAUAAUGACGAGUGGAUCGUGAUAUCUGUGAUCUUUCAAUUCCUCUAUCGGGAGUUUUUCCAUCCAAGCUUCUAUAUCCCUCUCCGGGGAGAAGAUAAGCAAGGGAACAUCAUCGCGACAAUUGACAGGAUUGAGUCGUCAAUGAGCCACGUUCCAAGAGACACAGAUGCCCCACACUGCCGCGACUGGCGCGUCGAAGCCCUAACUGCCCUCACUCACGAAAAAGGCUUCACCGAGCGACGCGAAGCCUACGACCGCUCAAAGACGGAAGAGCUUCUCGGAAUCAUCUCGCCUCUAGUCGUCAAGCCCUCAAAAGACAUACAAGAAAUCAGAACUUCGAUUGGACGCAACAUCAUCAGGCCCGCGCUAGAUUUAGCUCACCGUCUCCAACUGGCUACAACGCACUUUUACUUCGCGUGGACGUCGUUCAAUGAUGACUUGCGUUCCGGCGCUGUCACCUCCACUGACGUUAAUCUCUCGCCAUACACUUGUGUGGAUUUGCUACAAGGCGGGAAGGUCGUCAAGGCUCCAACGAGUUCGCAAAGUCAAGUGCCGGGCGUGACGUAUCUCUUUGACAUCUCGCCGGGCUUAUAUAGUCGAAUUCCAGAGGGGGAAGGGUUUUCGAAUUCAAGCGCGGUGUAUGCUUCCCGGAUCGCGGUAGUAGCAGGCAGGAUAGGCGCAGUCAUUCCGGUUCCUCAAGGUCCUACUUUGCUUAGGUGGAUCGAGGGGGAAUCCAGAAGAGAGCCGAUUCCAGUGAAGAAUACGGGAGGGGAAGUGCAGCAGCAGCAGCAGCAGCAGCCGAAAAGGAAGUUUGGAGAGAAAUUCAAGAAUACGCUUAGGCAUGGGACAUCGUAAAUGGAUAAUAUGAACGUAUUGUUUGAACUCGUUAUUUUUGAGUAAAUGAAUACAAAUAUCCCUACUUAUCAUCAUAGAGCCUUUGAACUAGCAUUCGUUCGGUUAAAAAUAUCUCCAAUCCACAAAAUUCGUUGCUUUGAACAGCUGUUGCUGCUUCUUCGCAAACUUGCGAAUAAUAA